AUGACGUCAUCGGAAUGACCGGGAGCGACGUGCACUCGGUGGUGGCGGGCCUCCGUCCUGCCGGCAACCACCACCACCUCAACAACAACAACAAUAACAACAACAACAACAACAACAACAGCCUGAGCGCCGACCCCGCCGCCCACAAGGCCAAAGCCGCUAUGACCUGGCGGGCGGACACCUUCAAGGGAUCCCUCGCCGCCCACAAGGAUGCCAUGGACGUCACGCGGGACGAAGGGCGCGCCAUCCGAGCGGUGAUAAACGUUAUCGAGCCCGCCUCCUGCUCCUCCUCCUCCGCCGCCUCCUCCUCCUCUUCCUCCUCGGCCUCCUCCUCCUCCAGCUCGGCCGAAGGGGCCUCCUCCUCCUGCGGCUGGGGCGACGUUGGCGCGCUCGCGGCCUACGAGCACGUGGUGGAAAGGAUGGGCGAACUCAACGGCACCGCGGACGCCCACCACACGGACCUGCUCUUCCUCAAGGGCCUCAUGGACUCGCCCAUCAUGAAGUCGCUCGUCAAGAGGAGAAAUCGAGGACUUCGCAGCCCAGAAACACGUGCUUGCUGUGCUUGCCGCUGCCAUCUUUGUGGUUGCUCGUAAACGGGAAAAAGAAACAUGAAUAAAAAGUAAAAAUAGAAUUAGAAAAAAAAUUGUUACUAUUGUCUUUAUUUUUAUUUUCAUCCCGAAUCUUAUAAAUGUCAC
This is a messenger RNA of Penaeus vannamei (Pacific white shrimp), 695 nucleotides long. Lineage: Eukaryota; Metazoa; Arthropoda; Malacostraca; Decapoda; Penaeidae. The record is from RefSeq and is a predicted model, not a curated record.